UACGCCAUCGUGUUCAAGACUCCGCCCUAUCACAGCGCAGAGAUCGAGCGUCCCGUCACCGUCUUCCUGCAGCUGAAGAGGAAGAAGGCCGGUGACAGCAGUGACCCCAAACAGUUCACCUACGUCCCACAUGUCCAAGAUAAAGAGGAGGUACUGAGGAAGAAGCAGAAACCGCUGCCUCACUAUGAACCCUGGAGAGGAGGAGCAGGAGGGCGAGGAGGAGGAGGAGCUGGGGGUUUCGGAGGAGGUGGUGGGGGAGGAGGAGGAGGAUUUCAGUUCAACCAGCAGAUGAACGGAGGAGGAGGAGGAGGAGGAGCAGGAGGAGGAGCUUUCUUCACCGGCGGUUUCACUGGCUUCAGUGGAGGGGGAGGGGCUCAUAUGUCAGGCUCCACCCCUCAGACAGAUGUUGCCCAGCACCCAAGUGACGGACAGAUGACAGGUUCUCCUCUCCAGCAGCAGCUCUGUCAGAUUGCUGCAGCGCUCCACAACCGAGCGUCUCAGAGCGCCAGACAGACCGCCGCCGCCCUGCUGCAGUACUGCAGCACCGGGGACGCCCGCGUCCUCCUGGCUAUCCAGAGACACCUCUGUGGCGUCCAGGACGGCAACGGAGACACUCCUUUGCACCUGGCCGUCAUCCACCAGCAGACAGGUGUGAUUCAGCAGCUCAUUCACACUCUGCUCAGCAGCCAACAGCAAAACGUCCUCAACGUGUCCAACCACCUCCGACAGACACCGCUCCACCUGGCCGUCAUCACGCGACAGGUGAAGGUGGUGGAGGUGUUGUUGCGGGCAGGGGCGGACCCCAGCCUGGUGGACAAAGACGGCCGCAGCCCACUCCACCUGGCAGCGCUGGCCGGAGACAGCGCAACACUCCGCCCCCUGCUGGCUCACCUGGGAGAACGCCACACCUACCUGGUCAACACCGCCGACUUCCAUG
Messenger RNA from Paralichthys olivaceus (Japanese flounder), 937 nucleotides. The record is from RefSeq and is a predicted model, not a curated record. Lineage: Eukaryota; Metazoa; Chordata; Actinopteri; Pleuronectiformes; Paralichthyidae.